CAACUACAGUAUUAGUCAAUUAGAGGUAAAUGGUAAAAUAUUGUGAAAGAUUACAUAAACGGAAGAAAAGUAAGAGUUAAUGGCAACUACAGUAUUUGUAGUUGGUAUUUUGGAUAAGAAUCAAGUGGGCCAAAAUCCAAUGAGAAUAUUUAUUCUUGAAGACUUAAGCAGGUCAAGAUCAUCAAAUACACCAGACUUUGCAGAAAGAGAGAAAAACAAGAUUGAAAAAAUGGCAGAGGGAAUUGUGUGGGAAUUGGCAUCAAAAGCCUUGGAAUCGUUGGGCAAAGCAGCCAUUCAAAAGGCUGGAUUCUGGUGGAGUGCAUGAGAUGAUCUGAAUAAUCUUGAGAAAACCAUCAGGAUGAUCCAGGCUCGAGUUCGUGAUGCUGAGAAGUACCAGGAAGCAGAGGGCAGUGACACUAUCAAAGAGUGGCUUAAGAUGCUUAGGCAGGUGCUUUACCGAGCUGAUGACCUGUUUGAUGAGAUCCUCACUGUUGAUCAGCAGAGACCACGGAUGCAGGUACAUGUCUUUUUUUCUAGAUCGAACAUACUUUGGCUUAACUGGAAAAUGGCUCGAGAAAUCAAGUCUAUUAGACAAGAACUUGAUGCCAUCAACUCGGGUUUGACUAGCUUAAACUUGAGGGUGUAUGAUCACAGAGAAGACCCAAAACAUCCUGUGGCCCAAUUAAUGAAGAGAAGGGAAACAGCCUCUUUUGUUAAAGCAGUUGAUAUCAUUGGUAGAGAAAAUGAUAAAAACAUGAUAAUUGAGAUGCUGUUAAAUCCCAAAUAUGAUGAUGAAAAGGUUACUGUCAUUCCAAUUGUUGGGUUUGGGGGUCUAGGAAAAACCACUCUUGCUCAAUUGGUGUUCAAUGAUGUGAGAGUUCAGAAACAUUUUGAUCUUGUUACAUGGGUUUGUGUACCUGAGGUAGACAAUCAAAAGGCGGUAAUGGGGAAACUUUAUAGGUGCUUCACUGAUGAGGAUUCUGGUGACCGUUCACUGAAUCAAAUUAAAUCGCAGAUUCAUGAUUCUAUAAAAAGCAAGAAGUAUCUUCUUGUCUUAGAUGACAUAUGGGAUGAUAGUCGAGAUAGGUGGUUGGAUCUCAUGAGCUUGUUGGAAUGUGGUCGCAUUGGGAGUAAGGUAAUUGUAACUACGCGCUCUGAUAAUGUUGCAAAGGUUGCAGGCACAGUUCCUAAAUCUUAUAAAUUAGGAUUUCUAACAGAUGAUGAGUCUUGGGAGCUUUUCAGAAGCUUAGCAUUCAAACAAAAUCAAGAGGAGAGUAAUCCUAAUUUAACUCAGAUCGGUAAAGAGAUUGUUAGUAGUUGUGGAAACGUUCCCCUCGCUAUCAGAGUUGUUGGAAGCCUCCUCUACUCUAAAGAUAGUGAGAAAGAGUGGCAACUCUUCAAAGAUGAUCAACUGUCAAAGGCAAAGCUGAUGGAGGAUGGCAACUUAAUGCCUGUGUUAAAGUUAAGUUAUGAUUACUUACCUCCAGCAUUAAAACAGUGCUUUGCCUACUGCUCAUUGUUCCCAAAGGAUUACGAGUUUAGCAAGGCUGAUUUGGUCCAUUUAUGGAUGGCACAGGGAUAUUUUGAGCCAUCAAACAGAGACAUCGGAGAUCAGUAUUUUAUGGAAUUGUUACGGAUGAACUUUUUUCAAGAUCCCAAAGAAGAUGGUAAAGGGAAUGUAAAAACGUGCAAAAUUCAUGACUUAGUGCAUGAUUUAGCACAACACAUAGCAGGUGCUGAGAACAUGCUGUUGGGUGAGUCUUCAAUGCAGGUCACUGAUGAGCUUAUACAUGUAUCUCUUAACGGAUGGGAAGCUCCAUCAUCAUUGUUAGCUACCAAGAACAUACGAUCAUUGCUAGGAUUAUCUAUUGAAAGGCCUGCUAGUCUUGAAGGGUUGGUUUCAAGAUUCCUGUCCUUACGCGUCUUGAGCUUGAACAAUAUUGAUAUGGUCCCAAGUUCUAUAGGGAGAUUGCGCCAUUUAAGAUACCUUAAUCUUGCACGGAAUUGUAUUGAAUGUCUUCCUAAUGCCAUAACGAGGUUAGAGAAUCUCCAAACAUUAAACCUUGAUAGUUGUCCUUUCCUUAUGGAGCUACCAAGAGAUUUUGCCAAACUGUCUAAUCUCAGGCAUUUGGUGAUCAAUUGGGAUACUUUGACAGAUUUGCCGUCGGGUUUUGGGAAAAUGACAACUCUUCAUGAGUUACAUGGAUUUAUAGUAGGAAAAGGGGAAAAUACUGGCAUUGACUCACUGCCAGCCUUAAAUCUUAGGGGAGAACUGAGGAUUCAAUUUUUCAAGUUGCGCAAAAAUGCAGUGAUGGAAGCUCAAAGGGCAACUUUGAAGGAAAAUCAACAGCUGACUUCUCUUAUAUUGAGCUUUCGGGGAGAAGAAACUGCUGUUGAUUCUGAUGAAUUAAAGAGGAUGAUAUCAUUCUUGCAACUUCCUCAAAAUCUUAAAUAUCUGAAGGUUCUUGGAUACAAAGGAGAUGAGAUGCCCAUUUGUUGGUUUGAUAGGUUGCGUAAACUUGUUUCCAUUAGCUUUGUGUGCUGCAAUAAUUGCCGAAUUCUCCCUUACUUGAGACAAUUGCCUCAUCUUAAAUCUCUUUAUCUUCAAUCACUAAAUGCCUUGGAGUAUGUAGAAGAUGAGGGCACUAGUUGGGUUGGUGGAAACUCUGGUUCUACAGCUCACAAUGACUACUUCCCUUUCUUAGAGGUCUUGGAGUUGGAGGAUUUGCCGCGAUUAAAGGGGUGGACUAGAUCAUCAAAUGGUGAGGGUGAGCAAAGGAAGGAGUUGUUUCCUCGUCUUUUGCAAUUGAAAAUAAAUGGUUGCAAUAAAUUGAUGUCAAUGCCUUUUUCCCCAAAGUUGGAGUCAUUGGAGGUACAUAAAAUCAAUGGGAGGUUGUUUAGAUCCAAUCUGAUGUCACAGAAUGAUCAGGAAGCACCAUCUUCAUCUUCAGUACCAUCAUCUUCAUCAUCAUUAAAGCAGUUGAAAAUAUGUGAAACUAAUGAUGGGCUUGUUUUUUUGUCAAUUAGUAGUAGGCUGUGCAACUUAGAGACAUUAGAAAUAAGGCAUUGCCACAAACUCUGGAGUUUGAUAUUUGAUUCUCCAAAUUCCAUUCGACAUCUUCAUAUUUAUAACUGCAGAAGCUUGAGAAACAUAUCAAAGGGGAUACAUCUGCCCUUCCUUGAGACACUGACUAUCCGAAACUGCAAAGAGUUGGAAGAGGAGGAAGAAGAAGAAGAUGAGACGACCACCAGACUGGAUUGGCAAGGCUUGAGGAGCCUCCGCUCUUUGGAAUUAUCCUGCAUCCCAAAAUUGGAGAUACUCCCACGAGGCAUUGCUUGCCUAACCACGCUUCAGCAUCUGACAGUAACAUUUCUCCUGAAUCUGACAGCACUCCCUGAUGAGAUCAGCAACCUCUCCUUGCUACGUGAGCUUCAGAUCAUAAAGUGUCCAAAUUUGGCUUCACUUCCACCAUCGUUACAAGGCCUUACAUCUUUACAGAAGCUUUACAUUAGAGGCUGUCCGGAUUUGGGAAAAAGAUACAAGAAGCCGAAUGGCAAAGAUUGCCACAUUCUUCAGCAUAUUCCCCAUACUGAUAUAUCUACAGGAUGCGAAUUAAGUUUCCACGAUGACUUAGGCUUUAUUGAAUCUCCAGAAUGGGAAUGAUAGCUUGCUUCCUUUUGCCUUCUUAUACUUCGUGUUUAUUAACUCUAAAAAGUCUCUACUCUAAGGACUUGAAUCAAGCCCUCUCCUAGCUAUAGGUUUUCUACAUUGUGAGACAGUAUGUUUAUUUUGUACUGUCAAGUUCAUUGUAACAAAAAGAUAGUUUAUUUUUUGCCUAGUCCUAAGUCUUAGCAGAUUAAUUUGAUUGGGCUGAGCAUAUGAUUUGUGGAGCUUUUCAACCCUUCCUAGAAGGUGGUGAAAGUUUACACAGUGAUGCUAAUCAUAGGCUAGUGUUGGGAUUGUCGUGGUGUGUUUGGGCUUACAUCUGGCCUUCUUACUGGGGCCACAUGGAGCUUCGAUUCAGAUGGUGUGAUCGUGGAUGUGCUCCAGCUUGUCAGGAAACACAGAUGGAAAGGAUCUUUGUUUUCUGGUGAUAUCUGUCGCCUUUGUCCUCUUAUUGUUGAUCUCUUAUGUAUGUAGUUGCUAUUAUGUUAACCUUUGUGAAACUUUGUUAGAAUAUUGCUACCCUUAAGCUUUAAUAAUAAUAGAAGAAAUUGGUGGACUCAAGGGUAGUUACUCUUAUUCUUAAUAAUAAUAGAAAUGUACACCAAAGAGGAUUUCGACUUAAUAAGCCUCUCAUGCUAUACAGGCUUAAUUCUGUUUCUCAAUUUAUUUCCUGUCAAUUGUAAAUAUUCUAGUGGUGAUUGGAGUUUAAUGUAUUUAGUUGAAUGUAAAGAUUUUCUUAUCAAGUACAGUUGGGUCUUAUCAAGCUA
This is a messenger RNA of Chenopodium quinoa (quinoa), 4434 nucleotides long. Its product is annotated as putative disease resistance protein RGA3. The coding region runs from base 359 to 3664 and encodes 1101 amino acids. The record is from RefSeq and is a predicted model, not a curated record. Gene Ontology annotation, molecular function: protein binding; ADP binding. The transcript has 2 exons. Gene Ontology annotation, biological process: defense response to other organism. Lineage: Eukaryota; Viridiplantae; Streptophyta; Magnoliopsida; Caryophyllales; Amaranthaceae.